Aspergillus candidus is the source of this 1908-nucleotide messenger RNA. Its product is annotated as cytosine permease. NCBI's taxonomy places the organism in Eukaryota, Fungi, Ascomycota, Eurotiomycetes, Eurotiales, Aspergillaceae. Gene Ontology annotation, biological process: transmembrane transport. Gene Ontology annotation, cellular component: plasma membrane; fungal-type vacuole membrane. The transcript has 3 exons. Gene Ontology annotation, molecular function: transmembrane transporter activity. Bases 287 to 1837 code for a protein of 516 amino acids. The record is from RefSeq and is a predicted model, not a curated record.
GAUUCUGCUGGGCUCUGGGGAGGGGAAGGAUGGAGCAAAAGAUCGAAGAUAAAGGAGCAUGGAUUCUUCUGAUUCUGCAUCUUCCUGUUAUUUUUUUUUUCCUAUUCGAGCUGUGUUGAAUUUGGGAAUUCUGUGAUUGAGAGCCCCUUGCUUUCUUGUUCUGCAUAGUGUUGUUUUUUUGAGCGGUGGGAUCCUGCGACGUCUUCCUGCUGGUUUAUUCUUGAUACGACACUGUUGGAAGUUGGGGGACACAGUCUAGUGGAUUCCCUUUGCUGCCACUACCAUCAUGAUGUUGACAGAAAAAGACAUGGAUAUUGAAAAGGGUCCUCACGCAUCCGAUACAACCGUCGAUGACAGCGCCGAUGGAGCCGUUCCAGGCCAGAGCUUCGAGUACGGCGGCUCGAUAUAUGCGAAGAUUCAGCGACUGGCGGGAAAGUUGAACAUCGAGCAGCGAGGGAUCGAGCGUGUCCCGGCGGAGGAACAAAUAGAUACCUCGUAUUUCAAUAUUGGGAGCAUGUGGCUCGCAGCCAACAUGGUGGUUAGUUCAUUCGCAAUCGGCGUGCUGGGAAAGUCGCUGUUUGGACUCCAAUUUGUGGAUGCCAUUCUUGUGGAUAUAUUCUUCAAUCUUCUGGGCAUCAUGACCGUCUGCUUCUUUUCGUGCUUCGGUCCAGCGUUUGGGCUGCGACAGAUGGUGCUGUCGAGGUUCUGGUUUGGGUGGUGGCCAACGAAAUUCAUCGCCAUCCUAAACGUUCUCGCCUGCAUCGGCUGGUCCGCAGCCAACGCCAUCGUCGGAGCCCAGCUCCUCCACGCAGUCAACAACGACGUUCCCGGAUUCGCAGGAAUCCUCAUCAUCGGCCUAUGCACGCUGUGUAUCACAUUUGCCGGUUACAAGGUGGUCCACAUGUACGAGUACUGGAGCUGGAUCCCGACGUGCAUCGUCUUCAUCAUCAUUCUUGGCACUUUCGCCCACUCGGGCGACUUCAGGAACGUCCCCAUGGGCGUGGGUAUGUCCGAGCUGGGCGGUGUCCUAUCCUUCGGGUCAACCGUGUACGGCUUCGCUACUGGCUGGACCAGCUACGCAGCCGACUACACGGUAUAUCAGCCGGCUGACCGGAGCCGGCGCAAGAUCUUCCUCUCGGCCUGGCUAGGCCUGAUCAUCCCGCUGCUCUUCACGCAGAUGCUCGGCAUCGCCAUCAUGUCAGCCACCACCAUCGACGACGGUCACAACAAGUACCAGGCCGGAUACGACGCCUCCGGUAACGGCGGCCUACUUGCCGCCGUGCUCGAACCCCUAGGCGGCUUCGGCAAAUUCUGCCUCGUGAUUCUAGCGCUUUCCAUAAUCGCCAACAACUGCCCCAACAUCUACUCCGUCGGGCUGACCCUGCAAGUAAUGAGCCGCUACUCGCAGCGUGUGCCGCGCUUCGUCUGGGUCUUCCUAGGCUCAUGCGCCUCCAUCGCCAUCGGCGUCCCCGGCUACGACCACUUCGAAGCCAUCCUCGAGAACUUCAUGAACAUCAUCGCCUACUGGCUGUCCAUAUACUCUGCGAUCUCCCUGUGCGAUCACUUCUUCUUCAAGCGCGGCUUUGCCGGAUAUCGCCCUGAGCACUAUGACCAACCCGAUAAGCUCCCCCUGGGUAUUGCUGCGGCCGUUGCCUUUGCUUGCGGUGUCGUGGGCGUGGUCCUCGGUAUGAGUCAGUCGUGGUGGGUCGGGCCGGUUGCCUUGCACGCGGGCCUAGCUCCCAUAGGAGGUGACGUGGGUUUUGAGCUGGGAUUUUCUUUCGCGUUUGUCUCGUAUCUAGUGCUAAGGCGGAUUGAGUUCAGGGUUAUUGGUCGGUAGAGGGUAUUCGUGUUAUCUCGAUCGUCUUUUUGUUUUGGUUUCAACGGUCACCCUGGGAGGUAUAUGUCGUU